Messenger RNA from Cavenderia fasciculata, 606 nucleotides. It is a transcript of the gene rab18, whose product is annotated as Rab GTPase. The coding region runs from base 1 to 606 and encodes 201 amino acids. Gene Ontology annotation, molecular function: GTP binding; GTPase activity. The record is from RefSeq and is a predicted model, not a curated record. The transcript has 3 exons. NCBI's taxonomy places the organism in Eukaryota, Evosea, Eumycetozoa, Acytosteliales, Cavenderiaceae.
AUGGAACAAAACAUUCCACAAUAUAAAAUAUUAUUAAUCGGUGAUAGUGAUGUCGGCAAGACAUCAAUUGUAAAAAGAUUCUCUGAUGAUAUAUUUGAUGAAGAUUUAUUAUGUACUAUAGGUGUAGAGUAUAAAGUAAAGACAUUAAAGGUAGACGAUAAAGAGGUUACUUUUAAUAUUUGGGAUACUGCAGGUCAAGAGAAAUUUAGAGCAUUAAUCAGUUCAUAUUAUCGUGGAGCACAUGGAAUCAUCCUAACAUAUGAUGUAACAAAGAGAGAGACAUUUAAGAAUCUUCAAUAUUGGUUAAAUGAAAUUGAAACCUUUUCAACUAGAUCAAAUGUUGUAAAGUUAUUGGUUGGUAACAAGAUUGAUAAGGAAAAUAGAGAGGUUACAAGAGAAGAGGGAUUGGAAUUUGCACGUAGCAAAGCAAUGUUGUUUAUCGAGUGUAGCGCAAAGACUAAAGUUGGCAUUCAACAAGCUUUUGAGGAACUUGCUCACAAAAUUCUCGAAACACCAGAUGAAGAACCUCAAAAGAAAAAGAAAUCUACAAACCUCGUUCAACCUGAUGAACAAGAUCAAAAUAUGGAUUCUUAUUGUAGAUGUUAA